Molecule: messenger RNA, 399 nt
Organism: Chondrus crispus (carragheen)
Lineage: Eukaryota; Rhodophyta; Florideophyceae; Gigartinales; Gigartinaceae
Exons: 1
Coding region: 1-399 (132 amino acids)
Biological process (GO): translation
Cellular component (GO): ribosome; cytosolic large ribosomal subunit
Molecular function (GO): structural constituent of ribosome
Source: RefSeq, a predicted model, not a curated record
AUGUCGGAGGCACUCAUCUGGGAAGUAAUGAAGAGCUACAGCUCAAAAGGCAUGCGCCGCACGCACCCUGUAGGCGUCUUCACCCGCGAGAAGGGCUCCCUUUGCCACAAGCGUACGCUGCGCGACUCCGGCCUUGCCCGCAUCAGGGCCGUCGACGUAAGCAUCAACGACGAUGGCAUCCCGGUCCUCGCCAUCAAGAACGCCAACCCCGAAGAGAGCCGCCUCCCGGACAAGAUGUGGCGCGAGGUCACGCUCUCGGGCGGUGUUCGCAAGGCCCUGUCCACCACCGACUCCUUGCUCUCCGACUACAAGCCCGCGCUCAAGAAGCCCGCCAUGAGGAAGGUCAGCGCCGCGUACAUGGCCCUCGCCAGAAAGAAUAAGGCCGUCGCAUCGGCUUGA